ACAGUCACCUCAACAGUUCGCGUCUCUGCUGGAUGCUGUGCUUGCGCUUGCAGAAGCCCUGUAGGAAGGUGAACGUCAUCCUGCUCAGUUUCUGCACGUUCUUCGGUUAGGCCAUUGGGUUUAGGGCUAAGCUACGAAAAACCCCCACUGCCCGUCACAUAUCACCCACAGCCAAUGCUCGCUCGCCGGGCAACUGAGCCCACUCCAUAAUAUUCACGCUUGACCGCACAAGCACUCGACCGACGAAUAUUCAAAACCCCUAGGUAAGCUCUUGAAAGCUUUUUUUUUUCUUGCUUUCUCCCAAUAUAUCUACGUCAUUCCGCCGGAAUUUACCUUCCAAAAACUCUCCGUGAGAAAUGGUAUUUGCUAACUUGGGAUGGAAGGCUAAUCCCUGGCUCUCGAAUUCACAACCCCAUCCACAAUCAUGUCCUCGAAUGUCAGCUCCGAUCUUAUCUGGGCCAUAACCAGGAAUAACUCAUCCUAUAUUGUGAAGCGUGGACCUGUCAAGGAUCAGAUCGUCUUCACCAAGGAGCCUUUGAGUCUCACGAACCAGCACACACGCAAGGUAUAUUGAAUUCUCCGAUCCUGGGAAGAAUGAGGGGCGGAGGAAAUUGAGGAUUUUGCAGAGUGGUUUGCUGACUGGGUUAUGCAAUAGCACUCUGGACUCGUGAACGAAAAGGUUGGCCCGACUGCGAUAACCUGCCUCUCAAAUUCUCAAACUGACUUGUCAAUUCCCACAGGCCGUCGGCGUUCAAGCUGGGGAGAGCGGAAAUGUUGUUCGUACGUUGGACUGAAGGAACGCCAAUAUCGGGGGCAUUUGCUGAUGGGGGAUGUCAUAGUAAUCACCAAGAGGAAUGCUGGGAAGCAUGGGAACAAGCCUGCCUCCCUAUGCAACAGGACUGCCUUCAGCAAGCACAAGAGCAACCGCAAGUAAGUCUUAAAUGUGGUCAAUAAAACUUUUAGUGGCAAACUGUAUCGGGCGCUGACAAACCGCCGCGACCAAGGAUCUACUCUGCGAUCGCCAGUACAGUUGCCAAGAGGUCCUACCGGUAGGUUCACUGAGAUGUGGGGCUAUCGGCUGUUCGGGGUGUUUGCUGACUCAUGUUCUUCCUUCUCCAGAGCUGACCUUCGCCAAGUACACUUCCCUCUGUGAUUCCUCCCCAAAGCUCACCAGGCUAACUGUUUUGUAGGCCGCUGUUGCCCGUGCUAGUGCCAUAAAGAGAUCGCAGAAGCCCGUUAAGGCUACUCCGGAAUCGAAGCCUAGGGGUGUCAAGGCCAAGAAGGCAGCGGAGGAGAGGGCUUCGUCAGAUUAAACUUUGAGCUGCGGUUCGGAGGAGGGGAUCGAGGAUGGAUUUCUGCGAACUAAUAGGCCCGUAAAUAAAUCGGAUUCUAAAU
Tuber aestivum (summer truffle) is the source of this 1395-nucleotide messenger RNA. Lineage: Eukaryota; Fungi; Ascomycota; Pezizomycetes; Pezizales; Tuberaceae. The record is from the annotation of a GenBank genome assembly.